Colletes gigas is the source of this 518-nucleotide messenger RNA. RefSeq names its product odorant receptor Or1-like. The transcript is spliced from 4 exons. Lineage: Eukaryota; Metazoa; Arthropoda; Insecta; Hymenoptera; Colletidae. Gene Ontology annotation, biological process: detection of chemical stimulus involved in sensory perception of smell; sensory perception of smell. Gene Ontology annotation, molecular function: olfactory receptor activity; odorant binding. The record is from RefSeq and is a predicted model, not a curated record. Gene Ontology annotation, cellular component: plasma membrane. The coding region runs from base 138 to 518 and encodes 126 amino acids.
CGAGCGGCCAACAGGAAAUAUUAAAGUACAGACUGAAACGGCUCACGCGGGAAACGAAAUCCGAAUUUGGAAAGUUCGUGAAUUUUCACAAUUACCUUUACACGUACGUUUCCAACGUGCAGAAGACAUUUAACGUGAUGAUUGGUAUACAGCUUCUGUCGAGUACUCUAGUGGUGUGCUUUAUCAUGUACCAAUUGUCGAACAUUUCGCCAACGAGCCCCACGUAUUUGCAGUUCAUCAUGUAUAUGGUGUGCAUGACAACGCAGAUCUUUAUCUACUGUUGGUACGGCAAUCAACUAAAAUUGAAGAGUCUCGAUCUUUCAAACACGAUUUUUGGAAGUGACUGGACGGUGCUUGACAACAACGCUAAAAGAGCUCUUAUGGUGAUCAUGAGACGAGCGACAGUGCCCAUUGAAUUUACCAGUAUUUACAUUGUGCCGAUGAAUCUCGAAACUUUCGUGAGCAUACUAAAAACUUCUUACUCGGCGUACAACGUGCUCCAACGAGGUAAGGGAUAG